This is a messenger RNA of Linum trigynum, 1179 nucleotides long. NCBI's taxonomy places the organism in Eukaryota, Viridiplantae, Streptophyta, Magnoliopsida, Malpighiales, Linaceae. The record is from the annotation of a GenBank genome assembly.
AUGCAUUCCUCUUUGAAGAAAUGGCUUGCCACUUCGACCCACAAGAUCGAUACACUCUUCCUCAGAUUUCAUACAUGCGUCGAGGGAAGAGUGAUUGAAUUGAAGAAGGACUUAGAGGCAUCACUUUCCAAGGUAUUUGCAUUAGCCUAUGGACCGCCAUAUGGAAACUUGAAUAAGGAAGUAAGCUUGUGGGCGAUUGAGUUGAUGAUGGAAGAACGAGAGAGGGAAAUCGUUCGGCGAUGUGGAUGUCGGCUACCUGAGACACAUGGUCUACCAUGUAAAUGUAAGAUGGAUGAAUAUAGUGUUGCCGGCGUAGAGUUGUAUCCCUACCACUUGCAUCGAUUCUGGUCAUCUUUGGUGUAUGAGAGUCCUCCCGAUCGUGCCGAAUGGGAAGACCAUGAUGCCAUUGAGCGUAACAUUUUUACAGCAAUGGUGGAGGAUGUGUACAAACAAGGGCCAGCUGCUAUUCGGAAGGCAACUCAGAUACUACGACCCCAUAUUCAUCCUCAAGUUGAAGGCCUACAAGAGCCUAGGGAGUCAGAGGCUCAAAGGGGACGACCACCUAAGAGGACCAACGCCCGAGAUCCUUCUUCGUUUGAGCAUGAGAGGGCAAGGGCAGAAAAGAGGAGCAAAACAAAUCAGAGCCCGAGGACACCUAGGAGCAAAACCCCUGCAGGUGCACGAAAAAGUCAGCAUAUGCAAGUUCACAAUGAGAGAAAUGUUUGCCCCUAUCUUCGCUAUGUCCCACCCAGCAUCCACCCUCUUGUUAGAGUAGUUCACAGAUUGGAUUGUCGGAUUGCUGGGAGAUGCACCCAAGAGUAUUGGUUCGAGGAGGCGGAUCUACUGGUAUUUGCAACCAUGUACAAUUGGGCAAUUGUCGUCUAUGGAUUGUAUGGAGGGCGACACACGUAUGGGUACACCGCCUUACCUAUGACGGCGCCGGAGGGGAUUACUCAACCAAGUGAUGUUAUGGCACUGGUCUUUACUGGGGCACAUUGGGUGCGACUCAUAGUCGACGAUGUCGAUGGAGUGUCACCAAUGCCUCCUUUUUCACCACAGUGGUCUCAUUUUCGGGAUAUGACAUCAAUUCCUGAUUGGGACUUGUUAUACGAGCAAGAGCAGGCAUUGUAUGCCAUUCUCGGAGGACAUUAUCCAAACGAUGAUGAAGAGGAUGAUUAA